Molecule: messenger RNA, 978 nt
Organism: Epinephelus moara (kelp grouper)
Lineage: Eukaryota; Metazoa; Chordata; Actinopteri; Perciformes; Serranidae
Product: F-actin-capping protein subunit alpha-2
Exons: 10
Coding region: 16-921 (301 amino acids)
Biological process (GO): actin cytoskeleton organization; barbed-end actin filament capping
Cellular component (GO): F-actin capping protein complex; actin cortical patch
Molecular function (GO): actin filament binding
Source: RefSeq, a predicted model, not a curated record
GAAUCCACCCAUGCGAUGACGUCACGGGGCUCUGACAAGCUGGUGGUGCCGGAAGAAAAGAUGGCGGAUCAUGAGGAGCAGCUAUCCGACGAGGAAAAGGUACGCAUAGCAGCUAACUUUGUCAUCCACGCCCCGCCAGGAGAGUUCAAUGAAGUUUUCAAUGAUGUGCGAUUACUGCUCAACGAUGACAAUCUUCUCAGGGAAGGUGCAGCGAAUGCAUUUGCACAGUACAACUUGGACCAGUUUACCCCGGUGAAAAUCGAGGGCUACGAAGAACAGGUCUUAAUCACAGAGCAUGGUGACCUUGAGAACGGCCGGGUCCUGGACCCUAAGAACAAGAUCUCCUUCAAGUUCGACCACCUGAGGAAGGAGGCCAGCGACCCACGGCCCCACGACGUUGACAGCUCCAUAGAGGGCUGGAGGAGCGCUGUGGACUCAGCUGUCAGGGCCUACGUCAAGGAGCACUAUCCCAAUGGAGUCUGCACCAUUUACGGGAAAACCAUCGACGGACAUCAAACCAUCAUCGUGUGCAUCGAGUGCCAUCAGUUUCAACCAAAAAACUUCUGGAAUGGACGCUGGAGGUCAGAAUGGAAGUUCACCAUCUCCCCCUCGACCACUCAGGUGGCAGGAAUCAUGAAAAUCCAGGUUCAUUACUAUGAAGACGGCAACGUUCAACUGGUGAGCCACAAAGAGGUUCAGGAGUCCAUGUCAAUCUCUAAUGAGGCUUCAACUGCAAAGGAGUUCGUUAAGAUCAUGGAGGCUGCAGAGAACGACUAUCAGACGGCCAUCAACGAGAAUUACCAGACCAUGUCGGACACUACCUUCAAAGCCUUACGCCGCCAGCUUCCUGUGACACGCACCAAGAUCGACUGGAACAAGAUCCUGAGCUACAAGAUCGGCAAGGAGAUGCAGAAUGCUUAAAAACAGCGGAGAACAUAACAGACAACCCCCCACCCCCACCCCACCCCCUCCCAAACA